Strigops habroptila (Kakapo) is the source of this 8267-nucleotide messenger RNA. It is a transcript of the gene TEF, whose product is annotated as TEF transcription factor, PAR bZIP family member. The record is from RefSeq and is a predicted model, not a curated record. Gene Ontology annotation, cellular component: nucleus. The coding region runs from base 171 to 1124 and encodes 317 amino acids. Gene Ontology annotation, biological process: regulation of transcription by RNA polymerase II. Lineage: Eukaryota; Metazoa; Chordata; Aves; Psittaciformes; Psittacidae. The transcript has 5 exons. Gene Ontology annotation, molecular function: RNA polymerase II cis-regulatory region sequence-specific DNA binding; DNA-binding transcription factor activity, RNA polymerase II-specific.
GGCCGCGCAUGCGCCGCGGCCCUGUCCCCGCGCGCCGCCCGUGCUCCGCGCUGUGCUGUGCUGUGCUGCGCUGCCGGCCGCUGGGGUCCCGCGGAGCUGUCGCAGCCUCGCGCCGCGUCCGCCGGUGACCGUUGACAGCGCGCGCGCCCGCCCGCCGGCUCGCGGGGAGUAUGCCCGGCCGCGCCGCGCACCAGGAGGCGGCGGCGGCGGCAGGAGCGGAGCCCACUGCAGCCGGGGGCAGCGCGGGGGCUGCCGCGCAGCAGGAGCAGCGGGGCCUGGCGGGCGCCUUCCCGCUGGUGCUGAAGAAGCUGAUGGAGAACCCGCCGCGGGAGGCGCGCCUGGAUAAAGAGAAGGAGAAGAUAAAGCUUGAGGAAGAUGAGGCAGCAGCUGCCAGCACUAUGGCAGUCUCAGCUUCCCUUAUGCCGCCCAUUUGGGACAAAACUAUUCCUUACGAUGGCGAGUCUUUCCACCUGGAGUACAUGGAUCUGGAUGAGUUCCUGCUGGAGAAUGGAAUUCCUUCCAGCCCUACUCACCUGGAUUUGAACCAGAAUCCACUCUUGCCUGUGGCUGAGCUGGAAGGAAAGGAGUCUGCCAGUGCUUCCACUGGUUCUCCUGCAUCAUCCUCUUCCACUGCAGUUUACCAGCAGUCUGAAGCAGCCUCCAGCACAGAGUCCCCACCACAAAAUGAGAGAAAUACUCCCAGCCCUAUUGAUCCUGACUGCGUAGAAGUUGAGGUGAAUUUUAACCCUGACCCUGCUGAUUUAGUGCUGUCCAGUGUGCCUGGUGGUGAGCUCUUCAAUCCUCGCAAACACAAGUUUACUGAAGAGGACCUGAAACCACAACCAAUGAUUAAAAAAGCCAAGAAGGUUUUUGUCCCAGAUGAGCAAAAGGAUGAAAAAUAUUGGACAAGGCGAAAGAAGAACAAUGUGGCAGCAAAGCGCUCCCGCGACGCUCGGCGAUUAAAGGAGAAUCAGAUCACGAUUCGGGCAGCCUUUCUCGAGAAAGAGAACACAGCCCUGAGGACGGAGGUUGCGGAGCUGCGCAAGGAAGUGGGACGAUGCAAGAACAUUGUUUCUAAAUACGAGACCAGAUACGGACCCUUUGACUUAUCUGAUUCCGAGUGAUGCAACUUUAAAGACUUUUAAAAACAAAGAAACUAAAAAGCACACAUGAGUCGCCAGUCUUCAGAGUGAGCAGUGAAAUCUAUGAGGUGUCCCAACUCAAACAACUGACGAUGACCCUGCCUGCCUGCUUGCCUGCAAGUACCCCAUCUGAACUACCCAGGGCUGGGCAUGAUGAAAAGUGCAAAGUCUCCUUAAUUCUGUAAAUGGCUUUCUUAUCUGUCUCUUUCUCACUGUAACUGAGCUACAAUAAGCUUACUUACUGGGGUUUUGUCAAGACACUCAAAGUUCAUGUCUCAAGGUCUGUUGACAGCCUGUGUGAAUAGAGACUCUUUGGCACUUGAAGUGGAAGAAAAUAGGGAGCUUUAAAGGAGAGUGUCUGUAUAUAUUAAGAACUGCUAUAUUUUAAGACUCUUUUCCCUGCAGUAGAAUGAAUUUUAGUUAAUACUGCAGCUCACUUCUAGUACAGUGUAGCAUCUUGUGGAGUACUGUGAGUGCAGAAUUAAAGCAGCAGUUUGUGAUGUGUGAGACUUCCAGUGCAGAAAAGUACAGCAGAUGUAUUGAAACAAUCCAGAAAGCAUCACAGUGUGCCAUACAAAGAGUAGUGAUAAACCUCUAUUGCCCAUGUAACAGUAAAACACUUCAGUUGCUUUUCUGCUCCACUGCUGCUAACCUGCUUUUCCCUUUGUUUCUUUCAUGAGGCUCACUUUCUUCUAUGGUAUCUUGCUGGAACCAGAUCUAUUCUUCUGUUAACGAUUUAGCAAUCAUGGAAAAGGUGCUAGUCUGAGCUGCUGAUACCUGUGUCUUUUGGCAGUCUGCAACUACCAAAUGAGUAUUAGCUCCAGCAAAACAAUGGCUAUUCGGUGCCAUAUUACAGUUUUCUGUCUCUUGACCACAUGAGAACUGCAGUGGUGAAAGAGUACUUUGUUCAUCUGUUUUAUGAAACUGAAACAGCCAAUGAUUUCCCACAGUUACAACGGGCAGCUUAAGCAUCAAGACCCUUGUGCUGGUGUGGGAGAGUAGAUGAAAGCUUGGACAGAUUGUGGGGAUGUUUAUUGUGUGUAGAAGAUGAAGGAAGUAGGUGGAAGUUCCUUUGUAAGAGUAUCAUCAGCAUAACAAGAAUCUACUCUUAUGUUAAGGAAGCUUAGGAGCUAAAUUUGUGUGGGAAGAAAAAAAGUACUCAAUUUCUGGGCAAGUAGUACAGGGCCAUGCUUGUAGCCAAAAUGGAGCUUGUAAGACAGGAGCAUAUUCUUGUCUGGAGAUCUAUAAACAGCAAACACCUCAAGAAAAAUAAUCUUGAAAGCUUUCAGAAGCACAAGUGCUGAAACUGAGGCACAACUUGUUACCAGCAAAGCUCAACACUAUCAUGUUGAACAAGUAUUUUGACUUUGCAUUUACCCACGAGAUUCCACCUCUAAUUUCAGAGUAGAAAGGAAAGAGAAGAAAGUGCAAAGCAGCAGCUGAUGUUGUGUAUUUCAUUUAAAAUAAAAGGAGAAAAAUCUCAAACCCCACAAUUCGUAACCAGUUUUCUGAAGGUAUAACCUUUGUAAAGAGCAUACACAUUAAAUGUAGUUAUUAAGCUAUUAUUUUUAAUGGACCAUGUUCUGAAGUCGAGAAAGUGCUUUCAAUUUUUUUGCUGGUUACAAAAGUAUACUUACGAGUGUAUUAAUAUAGUUUGGGAUUCUAAAGCUCUGAGAUAAUCUUGGGGUAUUCUCUUCAAAUAGAUGAAUAGUUUAGCUCUGUGUUGCUGGAAUGUCAGCAUAUAUCUCUAUAUCAAGUAUUGCUGAUUUGGACUGAUAUUUUUGAUAUGUACUGUUUUGUUGUUGUUGUUUUUAUUUUGGUGAUAAAAGCUAAAACAGACUUAAAAAAGGAAAAAAAAAAAAAAAGACCCUGACAGCAUGUAAAUGUAGCAACUGUUUUGCAUUUAUCAGUUCUAAAUUUUCAGUUAACUUUGAAUGUCUUCCUGUUUAAAUCACAAAGCUAAAGGGUAUUGUAAUUGGGCAAGGAGUUGCUGGGCCUUCAUUUGGGUCUUGCUGUCUUACUCCUUUAGGAAUAUCUUAUAAAUACUUACAUAUUAUAUACAGGAUUUGGGUUUGCAGUAUAUCAUGCUAUUUUAACAGCAAAAUAGGCAGUGAGAUUAGUAUGUGCAAUUCUAUUGGCUUUUUCUGUUGUAUUAAAAGCUUACGUGAUGGAAACGAACAGUGAAUGUUCAUCACACCUUUCUUUCAGAGAAGACUGUUAGCAACCUCUUGUGCUUCCCUGUAGGACAGUGCAGAUUUGCACAUUCUGUGAUUUGUGUGUCUGGGUUGCAAAACUGGAAAAUCGCACUUUAGGGUGAGUGUGGCUUAACUUUUGUAGUUGGAGAUUUAUUUUUUUGUGAAGAAGCAACAUCUUUAAAGAUAGGUGAGAAGGUAGCAACUAUUUAAAGGAGUAUAGGUAUUGCCAGACAAAAAAUAAUGUGCAAUGCUGAAUUCCUUUCUCAGUUUUUGCAGUCUCAGGAAGUUAAGCUUACUGCUUCAGAGCUCUCUGCUCCUUUCAGAAAGAUUAACCAUAUAAUCUCCUUUCUUUGACUAGGAUGACAAUCCUAUCCAUAAGUGGUAACCUGGGUACAUUUUCAUAGUGGUUAUAAGACCACUGAAAUUCUUUUAGCUCAAUUUGAACAUUAAAAGAUGCUGAAUUGGCACUGCUGGAGUCUGAAGUUCUCUAGCCCUCAAACAUGCUCUGUAGAGGCCAUAAAUGUGCCUGAUGCUAAGGUACCCCCAUUCCAGCCAUAAAGGGACCAUCUCGAAAGGGAGAGAAUAAAGGGAGUGCACCUUUCAGCAUCACUGCAGGGAUUGCCAGUAAAGGGAGCAGUUUUUGGCAGAGCUGUACAUUCAUUAGGAAGUGUAUUGACACCAAAUGGUCAUUUCACAGUACUAACUUGGAAAAUAUAAACUGUUGAUGAGAUUUGUGGGCAGUGAGCAUUGUCUUAUUCUACAGAAGAAACAGACUUUGAAUAAAUGAUGUGCAGCAUUUAAUACAGUAUUGCUUUCGUGCAUGGUCUUCUAAUCUACACAUAGUUGUAUCUCCUUAUAAUAAUGUGGGUUUGUAUUUAAAAAUUCCCUAGAAGCUUAAUCUUUCACCACUUGCCAAGAUCUGCUCCCACUGAAGCCAGUAACAAAGACCUCAUUAACUCCUGCAGGAAAGUCUUUACUCUCACAGGGUUAUCAUAAAGUUUUAGUAAGCACUGGAGUCAUGGGCGUCUUUGCUUUACUCUGGAGCAUUCUUUGCUGGGAUCAGGUGGAUGUAUCUCAGACUGCAGGAGUGAUGUUGGUAAACUGGUCCUCUCACUUCUUCAUUUACACAGUUAGUGAUAGUUUUGAUAUUCAGAUAAUCUCAAUUCUUUUUUUCCACCCUGCAUGGACAGGGUGAAAAAGUAGUGCACUAUAAACUUGCACUGGGAGAAUUAUUUUGGUGUUUUUAAGUUAAAUGUGGCUUUCUGCAGUUCAUCUAGUAACAUUGUGUCUUUUCUGACAAUUCUCUAUUUCCCUGCUGUGCUGUUUGAAAGCCCGAGGUGCCCUAGCUCUAAAAAUUGCUUUCAGCAUUACCUGCAGGACUGCUACUAAUUGUGCAAAAUUCAUUUCAAGAAUGAGAGGAGCAGUGGAAGGCCAGCAGCUUUGGGAAUACUGUAAUGAAACCACUUGUGUGGAAAAAUAUUUUUGUGUAGACAGCAGAAAUAAUGGACUUGCACAGAAGAGAAUAUUGCUGCUUCAGCCUUGUAAGCCUCUUCAGCAUAACAGGGUUUCUUGUGAUCAGAUGCCUUCACUAAGAGUGGAGGUAUCUCGGACCUUUCUUAAACCCACAUAGGCUUUUGUUCAUCGUUAUGGUUUUAGCCGCUAAGCACAAGAUGAAGAAAAGCAUAAAUCUCAUAUUUUUUGGCAACCUACAUCUAAAUCCAUAAACAGCAAAAUCACUCAUUAAUGCUAGUCUUUUGCCUUUGCAGCACUGCGAGACACUGACUGACUUUCUAGAUGUUCAGAUAAUUACUCUGAUCUGUAUAUCUGCCACUGUAACAUGGUGAAGAUAGAUAAACUCAGUGAAAGACUGAGGAAAAGGCAGAAAGAAUAGGCUUAACAUUUGCAGAGAUGCUAACAAAAUGCUAAUUGAGAAAUUACAAUUAUUCAUGAUAAUGCAUAUUUGUCAUACAAAAUGUAAUUUGCUAGUUUGAUAGUAUGCUAUCCCCUAGUGAGUCACUUUCAGAAUGCAAACUUCUUAGAGGUCAAGCAGCUACAGGGGAAAAAGGAGUCCUCUGAGAAAGAUACACAUGUAGACAGACAUAGAUACUUGGCAAGGAGAAUAAGGAAUGAAAGCAGGAAGAGCAGAAUAAUGCAAGAGUCUGAUCUGAGCAAGAUUGCUAAAACUGAAGCCUCACUGUUUACAAUUUUAGGCCAAUUUGGAUCCCCUCAGGUUAGCAUCAGACAGAAGAUAGGUACUUGUUUAGGUUUUGGGAAUCUCCUUGAUCUCACUUCUACAGUCCAGAAGAAGGUGAAGAGAAUGUACAGAUAGGGAGGAGAGUUGCUGCAGAAAGGCAUGGAAAAAUAGCAGUUGCUUUAGGUAACCGUGCUGCUGCACUGGGACUUGACCUGCCGAUGUGAACUGAUAGUGCUGUGUCGUGAGGAAAUUACUAUCUGAGGCCCCAGUAUUUCAAGGCCUUAAUUCUGCUGUCAUUUCUGUGUGGGAUGAGCCCUGUGUCUUACAGAGAACCAUAUGGACUUCACAGGAUCUGUUCUUGAAUGUGAAGCUCUGCCCAGGCAGUCCACUGCAGAAUUGUGUCCUUAACAUGUGAUCAGUUGUAGUUAUAAGGCUGUUGAUAAUAAGUGUAAUUUGGGUGCCUGUUACAUAGCCAAAACCCUUGUUACUUCAUGUUCCCAACUAAGGCAUGAGCAGAAGCCCUUUGCUGUACAACUUGUGUAUAAAAAAAAAAUACCAGUACUUCACAUAUGUCUAGUAAAUUAAGGCAUGUGAUUUUGGUCUGUGGGUCUCAACAAACUUUUCUCGUGUACCUGCCUGAAUGUUUUCUUAGAUCUGCAGCUAUGUCUCGGUGAGAAGGUCUGGUGGGAUUUGCUUUCCUGAGGGGGCACAAUAGCAGCUCUCAUCUGUCACGCUGUGGCUUGACUGCUUGCUACUGGCCAGGAUCAUGGAUGGAUGCAUCCUCUGCACUUUUAUGUGAAGUUGUCUGAAAUAUGGUGAUUAACAUGAUUAUUGGAAUACUGUAUUUUGUAUAACUUAGAACAUGUAAAUACACUUUUAAAACUAAUCUGUUCUAUGAAGUAAUAAAUAAGUGCUUCCAUUGUAAUAUCUGAAUAUUGUUAAUGCUUCAUGUAGCUUGAUUUGGGAUUAUUUUUUUCCUAGAGAACUACAAAAAUCAAAACAAAGAUUGAUGUUGUGGAAUUCUAGUCUAGUUGUGAUGCUUUCUAUCAACAAAAAAUGUUUUGAAAAUAAUAAUGACCUACUUAAGCAGAGAAACUGAGAAUUUGAGGGAAUUGAUUCUCUUCCAGUCUUUCUUUAACAGUAGUUACUGAUUACAUUCAUAAUUGUACUCUUAUCCCAUUAGCUGGACAGUGGAUUUGUUUGUGAGUAGCAUUUGGAAAGUGGUGAUAUUAAAUCAUUUGUGAAGAUUAGUGGUUGAGGAAAACUAAAGUUGUUUGGGUUUGUUUUGUUUUGUUAAACUAUUCUCUCUUUUGGCUCAAACAGAUGUCUCCACCCUUCAGCCAGACUGCAGCAAGUUGCAAUGAAACAGUGAGUGACUGUUACUGAAGCUCAUUUGUAACCUAGAUAGUCUACAUCUUCAUUAGUUCUGUUACGCACAUAGAUGAGGCAGGUAUCCUGCUGUGGUGUGGAGAGAGAGAAAGUGAUUAAUGACUUGAGGUUUUGCUGAGUACAUGUUCACUGGAUGCUGCACAGCUGGAACUUUCAUCAGCUUUCACGGCCUUUUCUGUCUCCUGUUAAAAGGGAAAAAAAAAAAACCAAAACAGUGGAGUGAGAAUCAUGAGCAGUCUGCUAGGAAAUAGACUUGGGGUUUGAGGAGGAGGUGAGAUUGAUCCAUCAGCCUUCAUCUAAAGAGAUUAGGCUGUGAUGAUGCUUUAUCCAGCCGUAAAGUAACUUGUCUUAAUGCUGGACUGGAACAGUCUCCUCUCUGACAACAGCUGUGUCUGCAGUGUUCCAUGAAUGACAAAAGCCACAACAUCCUUUGCAGGUGGCAGAGAUGGUGGCAUCUCUGGUUUGGUUUUUAUUUUCUCCUUAAUUUCUUUUUUUCCCUCCCCUCUCAGUGUUUCUUGGCUGUAAAAUGGCUAUAAAACAGCUAAGCAUAUGUGCACGUUACUCAGAAAACUCUGAUCCUGUAAAGCUUUUUCAGAGACAUACAGUUUUUAACUAAAUAGUUUGAGGGAACUCCUAUCUGCUUUAUUUGGCCUGAAAUUCUGAUGCCUGUUGGAUACAAGUAUUUUCUUGGCUUCAGAUGUGGCACUGAUCUGUCCCAUUCAUUCAGUGGGAUGGGUGAUAAAUCUGCACAGUAUUUAUAUAAGAUAUAUAUCUGAUCUUAGUUUUACUGCAUGUUAAGUUUAAUCUCUUGGAUGUCUGCUCCUUGAGGUUGUCUAUAUAAUUCCUGUAAAUGUAGCUGCUUUCUGAAGCAGUCCAUCAAGUGCAUUUGAGAUCAUCUUGACUGAGAGAUUCUAUAAAAGCAAAAGAGAUAAUAAAGAUUAUAAAGCAGCUGAGUAAAACUGUAUUGCCAUAAAUGGUUUUAAUUUAUAUAUGAAUCUUUUAUCCCAAACUGCUUAUUUUGUACAUAGACCUACACACUCCUGGCAGCUGAUGGGUGAAAAUAAAGGUGCUUAAACAGCAAUCAAAUGAGAAAAGGGCAUUUCACUGUUGCAGAGUUGGUAUUAUUUUAUAUUUCCAUUUAUUACACUUUUUUAAAUGUAUAAACCACAGAUUUGAAUUCUCGAAGUCUUCAGCUUGGAUUUUGUGAGUAGUUUAAAUCCUCUCACCUCUCUGCUCGUAACUGGUUUUUAAGAAAAAAGAAAAGCUUUGUUUAAAAUGUAAAAUUUUGACUGUAUUAAAUUCUGUUAGUACCCUUCCUUUUUAAGAAAUAAAAUAUAUAUUCCACUA